AUGCUAAGAUACACAACUCGGCACUAUUUAUCAUUUGGUGCUUCUAACAUCGGUAACGUCAGUCAUGGAUUGAUCUUUACACCAGUCGCUAACGAUUAUUUAUCUCUGAUCACUCAUUCGAUUAUUAUAAUCUAUUCCAUUAAAAUCAGGCCGCCACCGACUUUACCUUUAGAUGUGACAUCACUACCAGGACCAUUUUUUCGUUUCAGACCUUUAUUAGCAGCAGCUUGUACUUCCUAUAAUGACAAUGAUUGGAAAUUUGGUGUGGUGGCUGAUACAGUAUGGGAGACCGUAAAAAAUGUAUCUAAUCGACCUUGUUGUGUUGUCAUUCGAGCUUUCGCCAGUUUCUUCGCACCAUUACGAAUUCGAUCUUCUCUACAAUAG
This is a messenger RNA of Adineta ricciae, 384 nucleotides long. The record is from the annotation of a GenBank genome assembly. NCBI's taxonomy places the organism in Eukaryota, Metazoa, Rotifera, Eurotatoria, Adinetida, Adinetidae.